GGAGGGAGGACCCUGCGAAAGCUGCGACUAUCCCUCGGGGCCAUGGACUCGGACGCCAGCCUGGUGUCUAGCCGCCCGUCGUCGCCAGAGCCCGAUGACCUUUUCCUGCCGGCCCGGAGCAAGAGCAGUGGGGGCAGCGGCUUCACAGGGGGCACCGUGUCCUCGUCCACGCCUAGCGACUGCCCGCCGGAGCGGAGCGCAGAGCUGCGCGGCGCCAUGGGCGCGGCGGGCGCGCACCCGGGGGACAAGCUGGGCGGCGGUGGCUUCAAGUCCUCCUCGUCCAGCACCUCUUCGUCCACGUCGUCAGCGGCCGCGUCGUCCACUAAGAAGGACAAGAAGCAGAUGACUGAGCCCGAGCUGCAGCAGCUACGCCUCAAGAUCAACAGCCGCGAGCGCAAGCGGAUGCACGACCUCAACAUCGCCAUGGACGGGCUGCGCGAGGUCAUGCCGUACGCGCACGGCCCGUCGGUGCGCAAGCUCUCCAAAAUCGCCACGCUGCUGCUGGCGCGCAACUACAUCCUCAUGCUCACCAACUCGCUGGAGGAGAUGAAGCGACUGGUGAGCGAGAUCUACGGCGGCCACCACGCCGGCUUCCACCCAUCGGCCUGCGGCGGCCUGGCGCACUCGGCGCCCCUGCCCGCCGCCACCGCGCACCCCGCGGCCGCCGCCCACGCGGCGCACCACCCGGCGGUGCACCACCCCAUCUUGCCUCCGGCCGCUGCGGCCGCCGCCGCCGCUGCGGCCGCCGCCGCGGUGUCCAGCGCCUCCCUGCCCGGCUCCGGGCUGUCGUCGGUCGGCUCCAUUCGGCCCCCUCACGGCCUGCUCAAGUCUCCGUCGGCGGCGGCGGCAGCCCCGCUGGGGGGCGCGGGCGGCAGCGGCGGGGGCGGCGGCGGCUUCCAGCACUGGGGCGGCAUGCCUUGCCCCUGCAGCAUGUGCCAGGUGCCGCCCCCGCACCACCACGUGUCGGCCAUGGGCGCCGGCAGUCUGCCGCGCCUCACCUCCGACGCCAAGUGA
Molecule: messenger RNA, 1014 nt
Organism: Mesoplodon densirostris (Blainville's beaked whale)
Lineage: Eukaryota; Metazoa; Chordata; Mammalia; Artiodactyla; Ziphiidae
Gene: OLIG2
Product: oligodendrocyte transcription factor 2
Exons: 1
Coding region: 43-1014 (323 amino acids)
Biological process (GO): neuron differentiation; oligodendrocyte differentiation; myelination
Molecular function (GO): DNA-binding transcription factor activity; protein dimerization activity
Source: RefSeq, a predicted model, not a curated record